AGUUUACGCCACGUCACGUAAACUAUUUCCAGUGUCCCCAUUAUUCAUCUCAUUUCCGCCGUACAUUAUAGUGGAGCUCCGUCAGCAUUAUCCAUCCACACACACAGACACACCGCGUCGGAGAAGAGAACACUGUUUUCCAGUCUCCGCCACCGGAGCGUGAGAAAUACGUUUCUCUCUUAGUCCCACACGAAACGUUUCUCUCCAAUUCUUGUAAUUUUUUUCAGUUUUGUUUGGGGGGUCUCGUACCAUGGUUUAAUAUGCAUUCGGAAUCAGACAAGGAUUUAGGAACAAGCCUCAAACUCACAAAUGCAGCUUUAUCUAUGGGUAUCAUUCCAACCAUAGAAAACUCAAAGCAAACGUCGCAGUUUGAUUUCAAGCUGUUGGGAUGGUCCCUUCUUUCCUUUGUACCUUGGGCUAUUAAAGCUAAAGAUAAUACUCAAACACUGACUGUGCUAAACAAAAAUCCGAAAAUUUCAGAUGUUGAUUUAGGAGCGAGUUUUAAACCUAUGGAUGCUGUUAUGUCUAUAGAUUCUACUGCUAUAGAAAAGCCAAAGCAAAAGCUUCAUUUUGAUAUGCAGCAAUUGAGAUUGUCUUUCCUCUCAUUGCUACCUUGGUCUGUCGAUGCUAAACAUAAUAUUCAAACACCAACAACCAUAAACAAAGGGUUGAAAAGGCGAGCACAAUCUCGUGGUGUUGUUGAAAAUGGUGGUACUACUCGCACUUCUUUGCGCUUUAGACCAUACAUCUCUAAGGUUCCAUGGCAUACUGGUCCGAGAGGCUUUCUUUCUCAGCUAUUUCCACGUUACGGGCAUUAUUGUGGACCCAAUUGGUCAAGCGGAAAAGACAACGGAUCUCCUCUUUGGGAUAAGAGGCCGAUAGAUUGGCUGGACUAUUGCUGCUACUGUCAUGAUAUCGGUUAUGACUCUCAUGACCAGGCUAAACUGUUGAUGGCAGAUUUAGAAUUUCUUGAAUGCUUGGAGAGGCCAAAUAUGGUUACCAAAGGAGAUACACAUGUUGCUUAUGUUUAUAGGACAAUGUGCACAACAGGGCUCAGGAAUUUCCUAAUACCAUACAGAACACAGCUUGUGAACCUACAGUUGGGACAAUACAUGCUUAAUUUUGGAUGGCUGAGCAAUAUGAAAUGGCUAGUUUGGAAAUGGCAGAAACCAUCAUCAUGAUCAAAAGAUCAGAGAAGCUGCUAGCAUCACGAUUAACGGUGAAUCCAUUUUCUCUAAGUUAAUAAAUUGUGCUGUUUCAGAAAUUCAUCUUUGUAAAUUUUAUCUGAUGUUUUCAGAAUUGUAUGUAAUGUAAAUAACUUUUUAAUCAACUCUACGUUUUGCAUGCCAUUGCCCUGUUUUGUUUGUUAAAUGAUAUGGCAACAUUGUCUACUCUAUCAUGUAGAACCUGUAUAAUUUAGUCUAAUAAUGAUUAGGAUUUUCCUUGAGCAA
This is a messenger RNA of Mercurialis annua (annual mercury), 1451 nucleotides long. RefSeq lists its product as uncharacterized. The transcript is spliced from 3 exons. Gene Ontology annotation, biological process: arachidonate secretion; phospholipid metabolic process. The record is from RefSeq and is a predicted model, not a curated record. Gene Ontology annotation, molecular function: A2-type glycerophospholipase activity. Bases 261 to 1181 code for a protein of 306 amino acids. Lineage: Eukaryota; Viridiplantae; Streptophyta; Magnoliopsida; Malpighiales; Euphorbiaceae.